AUGGGAGCCGAGGUACAGAGCCCUCAGUGGCCUGACGACACCAACCCUCAGCGGCCUGACGACACCAACCCUCAGCGGCCUGACGACACCAACCCUCAGCGGCCUGACGACACCAACCCUCAGAGGCCUGACGACACCAACCCUCGGCGGCCUGACGACACCAACCCUCGGCGGCCUGACGACACCAACCCUCGGCGGCCUGACGACACCAACCCUCGGCGGCCUGACGACACCAACCCUCAGGGGCCUGACGACACCAACCCUCGGCGGCCUGACGACACCAACCCUCGGCGGCCUGACGACACCAACCCUCGGCGGCCUGACGACACCAACCCUCGGCGGCCUGACGACACCAACCCUCGGCGGCCUGACGACACCAACCCUCGGCGGCCUGACGACACCAACCCUCGGCGGCCUGACGACACCAACCCUCAGCGGCCUGACGACACCAACCCUCAGGGGCCUGACGACACCAACCCUCAGGGGCCUGACGACACCAACCCUCAGGGGCCUGACGACACCAACCAGGGGCCUGACGACACCAACCCUGACGACACCAACCCUCAGCGGCCUGACGACACCAACCCUCAGCGGCCUGACGACACCAACCCUCAGCGGCCUGACGACACCAACCCUCCGGAUGGUGGUGUGGGACGAUUGGCUGGCCUGCCUCCACUCUUCCCUGAACAAGAGCAGGAGGUCAACGUACCCUCAGCCCAGAUGUUUGUCCGCCGAUGUCAACAUACCUGGAGAAGAGCUCGGGCGGCACUUCUCAAGACCAACUCCAGGUAUCGUCGACAAGCGGACCGCCGCCGGACUCCGGCUCCCCGCUACCGCAAUGGGCAGAGGGCCCACCCCUCCUCCCGUGUCAUCAAUGGCCAUCCAGCAUAA
Salvelinus namaycush (lake trout) is the source of this 891-nucleotide messenger RNA. Its product is annotated as sporozoite surface protein 2-like. Bases 1 to 891 code for a protein of 296 amino acids. The record is from RefSeq and is a predicted model, not a curated record. Lineage: Eukaryota; Metazoa; Chordata; Actinopteri; Salmoniformes; Salmonidae. The transcript has 5 exons.